This is a messenger RNA of Hemiscyllium ocellatum (epaulette shark), 4230 nucleotides long. RefSeq names its product anoctamin-7-like. Gene Ontology annotation, molecular function: chloride channel activity; protein dimerization activity. NCBI's taxonomy places the organism in Eukaryota, Metazoa, Chordata, Chondrichthyes, Orectolobiformes, Hemiscylliidae. Gene Ontology annotation, biological process: chloride transmembrane transport. The coding region runs from base 55 to 2589 and encodes 844 amino acids. The transcript has 22 exons. The record is from RefSeq and is a predicted model, not a curated record. Gene Ontology annotation, cellular component: plasma membrane.
ACGUUUAUGCAAAGUGUUGUAUCCGGAAGGUCACCCACGAUAUAGUUGUGGAGAAUGGGAAGGGCAGAGGAGCUGCAGGUGCCUGACUAUGUGCUGGUGUACGCAGAGGAUGAGAAUGCCCAGCUUUACACUGAGCAGAGAUUGGACUUCCUGAAUAAGGUGGAACAGACUGGACUUGUCCUGGAUCCUCCUGGGACCUGCACACAAGACAGUGAGGGACAGAAAGGGCAGAGCGCCCAAACUCAGAUCAUUAAAAUCAAUGCCCCGUUUGAGAUCCUUAGCCAUGCAGCGGAGGAAAUGAAAUUGAAGAUGCCGUUGGCGGUAUCGAGAAGGGACAGUGGGGAUAACUUGGACCGUGGAUUAAUCCGGAGAGUAAAAGUACUGAGAACGAUUGAUGACUUUCGCAGAACGUAUAUGUCAAAAAUGCAAAACUACCUUGAGACAGAUAAGGAAGAAGAUUAUUACAGUGCACCUUACAGACAUGAGAAACGACACCUGUUCAAAGGAAUUGACCAAGAGGCCACAUUUUUUCGUCCUGCCGUGAGAUCAAUAAUUGUUCAUCACAUUCUGAAUGGAAUCCAAACACUCAAUGAUAAACAAAAGGAGAAAGUUGGAGAACCUAAUGAAGGAACAGAAAUAUGUUUACUUUGGCAAAGUUCCGAAGAUAAAGAUACUGAGAAAGUAAGAGGAGAGAAAGACAGUAUUUCCACUUUACAAUACUUGUUAAUGAAGAAAGCAUUUACAUCAGCCUUCACACUACAUGAAGGGCCCAAAAUCAUAUGUGAAGAGAAAACACUAAAAACACAGAAAACAAUAAAUGGUGAUCCACAUAAAAAUUGGAAUGACCUUCUUAAUCUGUGGGCCAGAACCUACAGAUUGCAGCCAUUAUGGAAGAUUAGAAGCUACUUUGGGGAAAAAAUUGCAUUUUAUUUUGCUGUGAUGGAACAUCUUUUACUACACUUAAUAACACCUGCACUCAUCGGUGUGGCUGUUUUUAUAUUUGGUCUUUAUUACAGUGCAUCAUGUUACAAUGCCCACAAAGACAUGAACACAUUCUUAUUUGCGUACAAUUGUAACAUCGUCUGUUCAACUCCAAACAUGGCCUCAGAAGUGGCAGAUAAGGCAUUGGAUCCAAUCAGAGGUAUCUGUGACAAUAUGGCCGAAAGGAGAAGGAAUAUUGAACAAAUUCUUAACAGGACCUGUAUCACUGAGGCCCAUAAUGACUGUAUUUUUCAGGUCCCUUCAGAUGAUACUGUUGAAGUAUUCAAGUCCUCCUUUGACAAUGCUGCUACACCAAUAUUUGGGCUUUUUAUCUGCCUUUGGGGUACGAUAUUUUUGGCAAGAUGGAAAAGGAAGAAUGCAGAAUUAAUAUACGAGUGGGAUGUUGAAGAUUACGAAAACAAUGAACAAGUCAGACCUCAAUUUUAUAGAACAAAACCAGAUCGAAUUGAAGCCUUUUGCCCAGGAUGCAGACGCCAACUGAAAAUUGCACUUUCAAUUUCAGUUGGGCUUGUAAUGGUGGGCUGUGUAUUCAUCAGUGUCGUGGCAGUGGUAGUUUAUAAAACCUGGGUUAGAUUUCGAGUGACAACAUCUAAUUCGCUUGAAAAUUUCUUCUUAAGUACUAUUGUUAGCUCAUUACUCAAUGCGCUGUCCAUUUUAGCCCUGGGAAAGGGGUAUCAGAAAAUUGCAGUUAAAAUGACGAACUGGGAAAACCACAGAACUGAGACUGAAUACAAUGAUGCCCUGAUCAUCAAAUUUUUUGCCUUUGAGUUUGCCAACACUUAUUCACCUCUCUUUUAUAUUGCAUUUCUCAGAACGAACAAUGAACAGUUUUUCACAUCAAUUGGUUUGCCUGGCUUGGAGGAUAAUUGUGGAGAGCUGAACAAUUGCAUGACAGAACUUUGCUUUCAAGUCCUAAUGCUGAUGAUUACUCACCCACUUCCAAAGUUUCUGAAAGAUGUUAUUAUACCGUGGGCAAAACAUCUGAUCUGCGGAGUCUGUGGUAAUACAAACAAAGAACCCCAUCAAAAAGAAUGCAAUACAGUGAAUGACUACAUUCUCAGAGACUAUAACAAACCUGACCUUGGAAACUUCACACUGGAGGAGUAUACUGAAAAAGUUAUACAAUAUGGUCUCCAGAUGCUUUUUGCUGUCUCAUUCCCUCUGGGACCAUUGAUUUUCUUCUUCACCAUAUUUUUCGAUGUACGUGUGGAUGCUAAACGACUGUUAUUGAUGUACAAACGUCCCAUCGCUCACAUGGCUCAAGAUAUUGGUCACUGGUUUACAAUAUUGGAUCUUAUAAAUAAUGUUGCCGUGGUGACCAAUGGCUGCAUCAUUGCAUUCACUUCAGAAUUCGGGAGGGAGAAGCCCUUUUAUCAAAAACUCAUCAUCCUGAUUGGGUUUGAGCAUCUUGUGUUUGUAGUGAAAUUUCUGCUGUCAACUUUGAUGCCAAAUGUCUCUUGGCAGAUACGCCUGGCAAUGAAGGAGGAAAAAAGGAAAGCAAAAGAAAUGGAAAAUGACAAGGCAAGGCAACAUGAAAAGAUAGACAUAAAUGUAAACAUCCCUGAAGAGAUAUCCGAUCUGCACUGAAAUUGAAUAAAUCAGGAGCUGUACGUGAGGAUUGACAUGAUCUUAUCAAAAUUAAAUAUGUAUGAUGCAAAGUAAAGGAACAAAGAAAAUUUAAAAUACUGGAGAUAUUGAAAAUGUGGCUCGGUCCCUGACUGCGAAAGCCCGAGGCAGUGGGGAAUCUUGUCUGCCUCCUGUUCAAGAUGGAAAAUAAAACUUUGCUCACCUCAGCUUUUUUUUAGUGUGCAAUGUUUGCAUGUGACUCCCUUUCUGGAUUCUGAUUGGCCUGCUGUGUGUUUCCUGUAUUUGUUACGUCAUACUUGCAGUAUUAUUCUUUCAAUGUUGUGAAAAUGAGCCACUUCAUUUGAGCAAAAUCACAAAUUAGGUGAGGCACAAUUAUCUAUACGGAAAUAGGAUAUUUCAGAAGUAUGUAAAGUAAGGGUUUGGGAUGCCAGUUCAAGAAAUCAUGUUUGAUGCAAAAGCUCACAUUCAAUCCGUAUGGAUGCAACAAUAUGCACCAAAUUGUUUGGGUUGCUGGGUGCAAUGCAAAGAUGUUCAGGAAGAUUUCUUCUGCUCAGUACUUUUCAUGACCAACAACAUAGUUUCAAAGCAGGAUGGAUUGGACUUGCAAUUACACUGCAAACCUUCCCUAGUUUUAAAUGAAAUGUUACAGAGAUAUCCCUAAAGUUUCAGGAGGACCAAGCCUCCAUUAUUUAUGAUUCCAUGUGAAGUACAAAGUAAAGCAAAUUUUCAUAAACACUUUACGAUGAUAAUGCACAUUAAAAAGCCGAGCAAUUCAUUCAGAGUGGUCAAUACUCUUGAUCGUCUAUCUACACCACCAAGAUCAUCUGCUUCCACCUCUGUAAUAUCACCAACUCUGUCCCUACUCAGUUCCACUAUUUUUGAAACAUUUAUCUAUAAGGAAUACCUUCAGAUUGGACUUUUCCAAUGUUCAACUGGCCAGUCACCUGUAGUCUACCCUUCCUACCCUAUUUUAAGCCUAACCUAAACCCUCCUUAUAUUUAAAGUCAUCCAAAACUCCCCUGCUCAUGCCCUAACUUUCCCCAAACCCUGUUCAUACAUUUCUCUCCACUACAUUUGCGUGUAUGUCAUUACCAAUUAACAUUAGCUCCAAUUUAAUAACACCUUCAAUUUUAAAAUCCUAAUCCUCAUGUACAAAACCUUCAAUGACCUUAUCUCUUUUACCAGUCCAUGACUCUGCAAUCUUCCAAGAUACCUGCAUUUCUCCAAUUCAGCCCAAUAGAGCAUCUCCAGUUGUACUUGCUCCGUCCCUGGUGAUUGUAACAUCACCUUCCCAAGGCCAUGGGUCCUCCAAUCCCGCACUGAGCUACGCCUCUUCCACCUUGUUUCUCUUUUGUAUGGGUCUACCUCUCUGGUGAAGUCUUUUUGUCAUUUGCUUUGGUUCAGUUUGUGGUUCAAUGACAAAUUUAGUUUGUUAGCAUUCUUAUGAAUUGCUUUGAGAUGUUUUACUUCAUUUAAGGUGCCAUAUAAAUGCAAAGAAUUGUUGUUAAAACAACAUAAGUAUUUCUUUGCCCCACCCCCAUUGUUGGCUAGGAUUGUUAACAUCACUAUUAUUGAAGAAAGCAUGGUUUUGUUUUACUUCUGUUUGUGACACGGCCAAGUACAUUUUUUUUCAUUUUAAAU